This is a messenger RNA of Scophthalmus maximus (turbot), 5258 nucleotides long. It is a transcript of the gene zhx3b, whose product is annotated as zinc fingers and homeoboxes 3b. Gene Ontology annotation, molecular function: DNA binding; DNA-binding transcription factor activity, RNA polymerase II-specific. NCBI's taxonomy places the organism in Eukaryota, Metazoa, Chordata, Actinopteri, Pleuronectiformes, Scophthalmidae. Gene Ontology annotation, biological process: regulation of transcription by RNA polymerase II. Gene Ontology annotation, cellular component: nucleus. Bases 644 to 4060 code for a protein of 1138 amino acids. The record is from RefSeq and is a predicted model, not a curated record. The transcript is spliced from 7 exons.
CACCUUUAACCGGGACCGAGCGCGCUUCGAGUCCCGUUGGAAAACUUGACCUCUUCCUCCUCCCCCUCGUCUUCCUGGUCGGAGGGUCAUGACGGGAUGACUGACUCACUCCUGCUCUCGGCGCGGCGGCGGAGCUCGAGUGCCUCACGCCAACUCCACCGUCAGUGACGUCAGCGUCACGUGGCCGUCUCUUUCCUCGGUGUACGUCCGCCGUAUUUUUCUUCCACCCCUCCGCUGCCCUGCUGCCGUAACACCGAGAGCCACUCGACAUAAACAAGCGCAGACAGAGAGGGGUGGAUGGGGGGGACGCGUAGUCGGGACCGGUCCGGCGCCAGUGUGACGGUUCCAACCCGCCCGACGGACCGAGGGGGCUCGCACCUAUAAGUAACCUCCCGUCAGCCCGUGUCACUGUAAACUUUUUUUUAAAUUUUAUUUUCUAAACCCUGCGCUGCACCCGCCGAGCUCCGACACCGCGAGGUUCUUAUUCAAAAUCACAGUGUGACCGUCAAGUGGAACCUAUGGACAAGUCCCGCCGACCUCCUUCCCCCACGCCUGGUCUAUAGUCAAGCGGAAACGACUCGCAUUCUCACUCACGCCCCACUCACUGCCGUUUAGACAAGCCCUCUCACCCUGAGGUCACACCAUGGCCAGCAAGAGGAAGUCUACGACUCCUUGCAUGAUACCUAGCAAGAUCACACGGCCUCUGGAGGAGGCUGAACGGGACUCCCCUAUUCUUCUCUGUCAGUCCAGGAUUUCUGGAGGGGGGCGACACAGCCCCACAGACCCAGGGGAGUUUUCCAAACCAGAGGCAGGGGACGCAAUCAGAGACUGUGCUGGCACUUACACCUGUAGGCCUUGUAACUUUGAAACCCAUGACCUCAAUUUGUUCCUGGAUCAUGUGUACAGUGGGCACCCAGACUUCCGUGCGGACCCCAGCUUUUUUUGUGUGAGCUGUGCGUUCUCGGCGCCCAAGUUUGAAGGACUGGCCCUGCACAACGCCAGGGUUCACCCAAGCACUUGGAACACCACUUUACAGCUGAGGAAGAGGGACAGGAGGGUUGUGGUGGAGCAAAAACUGUUAACUGAUUCUGGGAAGGACAGUGAGAUUUCCAUCACCAAAACCCCAAUUAUGAGGAUGCUGAAGGGAAAAUCGGAGCCCAAACGGAUAGUGGUGUCUCACCCAGUCUCCAAUGAGUCUUCCUCAGACCCUCACUCUGUGUCUUCUUCCAGAGAGGUCGAGAGAAAAGAGACUGCUGCAGUGACAGUCACCCAUGUUCCCACAAUAGUCCACAAUGGGACCGCCAAGGUCUCGCUGCCCUCAGCGAUUCAGAUAGUCAACGGGUCUGGAGCAUUACCGAUGCUCAAGACUCCCAUCACACAGGUGGUUUCAGUGGUUCAGAAUAGAGGCCUUCAUCAAUCUGCACCAAUCACAGCCUCCUCACAUGUGUCCUCCACUCAUUUGUCUUCUUCCUCAAAAAACCUCCCUAAAGUGAUGAUUCCCUUGAGCAGCAUCCCUACGUACAGUGCCUCCAUGGACUCCUCUUCCUUCCUGAAGACCUCCUUCAGUAAGUUCCCAUACCCCACGAAGGCUGAGCUCUGCUACCUGACCGUGGUCACAAAGUUCCCCGAAGAGCAGAUCAAGAUCUGGUUCACGGCCCAGAGACUCAAACAAGGCAUCAGCUGGUCUCCCGAGGAGAUCGAGGAGGCUCGGAGAAAGAUGUUCAACACCAUCAUCCAGACGGCACCCUCCAGCACGCAGAGUAACCACAGCCCAGCCCACCACACCUUCACAGUCCUGCCUGCGUCACUGGGAGCCACUGGGAUCCCUCAUAUCCUGCAGGGAUCUCUUGUCAGCCAAGGAGGGGUGAUCGUCACACAGCCCGUAAUGGCCAACGGUAUCCAGGUUAGCAGUGCUCCUGUUGCCCUGGCCGUCACGCCUAAGCCCCAGGCAGCCGCCCGCCCCAUGAUGCAAGCCCGGCCUGCUGCAGCCCUGGUGGCAGACAAAGGCGUCAGCAUGGUGGUGGGGACGGUGGGCAGCAGCAGCACUGGGAGCAGCAUCAUUAGCAGCAGUAACAGUAGUAGGAGUGGGGGAGGGGGCACGAGCAGCAUUGUUAGCAGCAGUAUAGCUAGUGUCAUCAACCUUAGUCUUGGAAGUAGUCAUCACAGUAAUGGCAGGGGGAGCAGUGUCAAUGGCAAGCACAGCAGCGCUAUUGCAGACUGCAGUGACAGGAGCAGUAGUAAUGUUACCAGCCACGUAAACAACAAGAAGUCUCAUAUCAGCAAAGCCAACAACACCAGCCUUGUGCAGAGUCACAAAGCAACCACAGACGGCAGAACCACCACAGACGGCAAACCUACAAACAGCAACAGCAAAACAGGCAGUGACGGACAGAGGAGCAAAGACACUGGUACCGGUAGCAGCAGCAAAAAUAACCCAACUGACACAAGCACAGACGACGCUGACCCUCUAAAUUUCAAAAUGGAGGACGCAUCUUCCCCUGCCUCCAAAUCUUCCUCCCCCUCUCCCGCGGCUCCCACGAGCAGCACGCCCGCACCAAACAAGAAGUCUCAAGAGCAGCUCAACGCGCUGAAGGGUAGUUUUCAGCUCAGCCAGUUUCCCGACCAGGAGGAGGUCGACCGCCUCAUGGCGCUGACCGGGCUCACUGUGCGGGAAGUGCGCAAGUGGUUCAGUGACCGGCGCUACCACUUUCGGAACGUAAAGGGACAAGCGAAAGGGACACGCGCGAGCGCUGGUGCACAGAGCAGACGGUCUGGCGCCGCGGCCGGAACAGGGAUCGGCUCGAGUACGCCGGGGAGCGGCGCCGCUGGCAGUGCCCUCCCCGUUGACCUUUCAGAGAGUGGCAGCAACUCUGGUGUGAAAACGCCGCAGCACAGCUCUGCACCCCUGAGUCCGACAGCAACACUGACGCCCACAUCACCCACCACACCGUCCCGCCGACUCCCCAGAUCACCCUCUGCUGAUUUCACAGCUAUCCGCUACAAGGAGAGAGAACCACAUCAGGUAAAGGCACUGGAGGCCAGUUUUGCUGAGGACCCUGACCCGUCUGGAGAAGAGGUGGACAGACUGCGAUCUGAGACCAAGAUGACCAGGAGGGAGGUCCACGGCUGGUUUGCUGAGAGGAGGAAGAGAGUAGCAGCUGAGAAGAAGAAGGACGAGGCCGAUCGGGCAAUGAGAGAGGAGGAGGAGGCGAUGGCGAUUGACGCGGAGGAACGACAGAGGGAGGACGGCUCAGGAGAACUGAAGGUCAACCCCAUUAAGAUCAAUCUGAAGAUGCUGAAGGUGACAGAGGCCAGUGGCAAAGUGGAGAGUGACGGGACGGAGAGCUCUGCUUUUCCAUUUCAAUCCGGCGGCACGCCUGCGUCCUCCCCGGGCCCCACCCCCUCCUCCACCCCCAAACCCUCCCAGUCGUCCACGCCGACACCCAAACCAUCCCACUCUCCCAAACCCACAGCCAUCCGCGGCAAGAAGACAGCAGACCAGCUUCACCUGCUCAAACAGGUCUACGCCCGGACCCAGUGGCCCAGCGCCACUCAGUACGACGACCUCAUCUCGGGGACGGGACUGGCCCGACCCGAGGUCGUGCGUUGGUUCGGGGACAGCCGCUACGUGCAGAAGAACGGCCAACUGAAGUGGCUGGAGUCGUACCAGGCCAUGGCUCUGGAAGAGGAGCUGCCGACGGAGAACACGCAGAUCCUCCAGGCGCACCUCGACGACCACGGCAAGCUGGAGGAGACGGAGUUGCAGGAACUGGCUCAGUCGACCGGCUUGACAACGGACUUGGUGCGAUACUGGUUCCUGACCAAGGCUUCUUCGCCCCAGAUGGAACAAAGUGUUGUCGCCUAUGUGACAGGACCAGGACCAGGACCCGUCGUGCCAGGCGUGGCAGCCGAGCCACGGACUACAGGAUCCUCCCCGCUAGAGUCACAGCCGGGAGGCGGAACGGAGGAGAAAAUGGAGCAGUCGGUGUGCGGUGUCGCUGCAGACGCAGAGGAGGCCGACGCCGACGAGACUGUGAAUCCUACGAAAGGAACCGACUGAAGAGGCCUUUUUGUCUGAGGAUGGAUUUCACAACGCGUGUGGUCGUUGUGUCGAGAGUCUGAGCAAAAGAUGGCAGAUGUGGUUGUAACAGGAUCACUGGAUGGAAAUGGACCUUGAAACCAUCAACACACACCCACCCACCCAUCCCUCUCUCUCCUUCUCACUCACACCCCUAGAGGUAGGCAUGACCUCCCCCGCUACGUGAGAUGGACACUUAAGCCACUAACCCCCCCCCCCCUAACCCAUUCAUCCAUUCAUCCACCCACUCUCCGCCCUCCUUCUCCUGCUUUGUCUACCCCACUUGCUGCAGUCCUCAAACCGUCUCCAAUAUCUGCCCGUCCACCAUUUUACCCUCACAAGCAGAGGAUCCAGUAGAAAGUGAAAUACAGGUGUGGAGGUGGUAGCAGAGGGAAGGGUCGAGGUGUGUUCCACCCGCUUGUUGGAAGGGGAGAAAAGGUGAGGGUAAGAUGUGAAGAAGGAAGAAGAGGAGUAAAAUAAUUACGGGAGAAGUGUGGUCAGGGACUGCGAAGUCAGCAGAUGUCGAUCGGGGGGUGGGGGGUUGGGUCUGGACAGCUAUCGACCAAGUCAACCCUCGGACCGUCUGAGACGCUGUUCCUAGUUUUGGCUUUGGGCUACGAGAACACGCCACAGCUCUUUGCGACAGGAUGCUUGCCGAAGCCUUAAAGUAAAUGAAAUGAACCUUCAUUUUUUUUCCAUUGUGUCAUUUCCAUACUCCACCAUCAUGCACUGUCACACUUUGACUUCAUGCUCGCAGCUAAACGCGCUCACUACGCCGUUCACAGCAUCUAACACCGCACCGAUGUUCAUUCGAUCCUGCCUUGAAGCAAUUUUUGAACAUCUCGUUCGUACUCGGUCGAUUUUUUGGAACAUCGAAUUGUCCUGUACAGGGGAAAACGUUUCGAAUUGUUUCAUCCAAAGAGGGCAAGCACCCUGCUGUGUCUAAAACCAUCAAAAGAAGAAGACGACACAAUGUAAUCCACGUCACGGAAUCUGGUUUGUGUUGUAGCAUCAAGUGCUUCUUCUUGACGUCACUGACGUGUACGUACAUUUGUUUUUAUGGGACUUUCUUACGAAAUACAUUGUAAAACAACUGUGAACUUUUACCGGAGUUCCAUACUUAGGCUUGAUGUAUAAUUUUUACAGAUGGUAUUUGCAGAAUAAAAAGAAUGUAAUAGAU